Colletotrichum chrysophilum is the source of this 2145-nucleotide messenger RNA. RefSeq lists its product as uncharacterized. The coding region runs from base 1 to 2145 and encodes 714 amino acids. The transcript has 4 exons. Gene Ontology annotation, molecular function: ATP hydrolysis activity; ABC-type transporter activity; ATP binding. Gene Ontology annotation, biological process: fatty acid beta-oxidation; peroxisome organization; long-chain fatty acid import into peroxisome. Lineage: Eukaryota; Fungi; Ascomycota; Sordariomycetes; Glomerellales; Glomerellaceae. The record is from RefSeq and is a predicted model, not a curated record. Gene Ontology annotation, cellular component: peroxisomal membrane.
AUGGCCGCCCAAUCCAAAGUCUCCCUCCUCCUGCCGUCCGGCGACCGCAGCGUCCGCAACAUCAUCGCCCAGCUCACCCAGCUCUACCUCUCCAACCGCACGCGCAUCUCCCGCGCCGUCUGGAUCACCCUCUUCGUCGCCCUCGCGAACCGCAUCCGCCAUGCAAUCUCCGAACAGAAGGCCGCCUCCGUCCGCGACGCCGCCGCCCGCGAGUCCCGCGCCACCCUCGCCGCCCCCUCCGACGAGGACGUGACCAAGAAGCGCAGAAAGGUCGAGCUCAACCGCGAGUUCUUCCGCUCGCUGCUGCGCCUGCUCAAGAUUGUCAUACCCGGCUGGAGGAGCAAGGAGGCCCGCCUGCUCAUCAGCCACUCCUUCUUCCUCGUCGUGAGGACGUUGAUCAGUCUCAAGGUCGCGGCGAUGGACGGUGCGAUUGUCAAGAGUUUGGUCAAGGGUAACGGCCGGGAGUUCCUGAUGCGCAUCGUGUGGUGGAUGCUGAUUGCCAUCCCGGCGACGUUUACAAACUCAAUGUUGUCCUACCACCAAGCAGAGCUGUCGCUCAAGUACCGCACACGGUUAACACAGCACAUUCACGACAAGUAUCUCUCCAAAUUGACCUUUUACGGUAUCUCCGCUCUCGACGACAGGAUAAACAAUCCCGACCAACUCAUCGCGGUCGACGUCGCGAAGUUCUCCAAUAGCUUGGCCGAGUUGUACAGUAAUUUGGCAAAGCCUAUCCUGGAUAUGACCAUCUACACCCACUCCCUCUCCCGCAGCGUUGGUGGAGAAGGCGUUGUCUCAAUGGCUCUCCUCGUCCAGCUCUCCGCCAACGUCAUGCGCGCCCUCACGCCCCCCUUUGGCAAGUACGUCGCCGACGAAGCCCGUCUCGAGGGCGAGUUCCGCUUCCAGCACUCCCGCCUCAUCGACCACUCCGAAGAAGUCGCCCUGUAUCACGGCCACGAGGCCGAAAAGGACACUCUUGACAAGGGCUACUUCACCCUCAUCAAGCACGUCAACUACAUCCUGCGACGCCGCUUCUACCACGGCUUCAUGGAGGACUUCGUCAUCAAGUACUUCUGGGGUGCCCUCGGCCUGCUGCUCUGCUCCGUCCCGGUUUUCGUCAAGAUGCCCGGCCACAUCUCAAUGAACAUGGGUGACCGCACCGAGAGCUUCGUCACCAACCGUCGCAUGCUGCUCUCCGCGUCAGACGCCUUUGGCCGUAUUAUGUUUUCCUACCGCGAGAUCAUGGAGUUGGCCGGCUACACUUCCCGCGUCGACUCCCUCCUCGAGGUUAUGAACGACAUCCGCGCCGGCCGCUUCGAGAAGAAACUCGUCUCGAGCUCCGGCACCGACGACAACGAGGCCAUCCUCAAGGGCCGUGGCACCGUCGUCGAGAGCAAGGACAUUGAGUUCAUCAACGUCCCAAUCAUCUCUCCCAACGGAGACGUCCUUGUCAGAGCCCUCUCCUUCUCCCUCAAGCAAGGCGACCAUCUCCUCGUCUUCGGCCCCAACGGCUGCGGCAAGUCUUCCCUUUUCCGCAUUCUCGGCGGCCUCUGGCCUGUCUACGGCGGCACCGUCUACAAGCCCCCUUUCUCCGACAUCUUCUACAUCCCCCAACGACCUUACCUGUCCCGCGGCUCCCUCCGCCAGCAGAUCACCUACCCGGACUCCCUCCGCCAAAUGCGCGCCAAGGGUGUUACCGACGCCGACCUCAUGUCCAUCCUCUCCAUCCUCGGCCUCGAGCACCUUCCCGAGCUCUACGAUUCGGGUUGGGACGCCGAGGCCGAGUGGCGCGACGUACUGUCUGGCGGCCUCCAACAGCGUGUCGCCAUGGCCCGUCUCUUCUACCACCGCCCCCGCUACGCCAUCCUCGACGAGUGUACCUCCUCCGUCACCCUCGAGACCGAGAAGGUCAUGUACGACAAUGCCAAGGCCCUGGGCAUCACCCUCAUGACCGUCAGCCAUCGCCGUAGUCUGUGGAAGUACCACUCCCGCAUCCUGCAGUUCGACGGACAGGGCAACUAUGUCUUCACAAAGCUCGACGCCGACAGGCGGCUGAAGCUCGAGGACGAGAAAGAGGACCUCGAGGUGUUGUUGCGACAGGUGCCUGAAAUUGAGAGGCGCAUUGCCGAGCUGACGGCCGCGUAG